Molecule: messenger RNA, 840 nt
Organism: Caenorhabditis bovis
Lineage: Eukaryota; Metazoa; Nematoda; Chromadorea; Rhabditida; Rhabditidae
Source: the annotation of a GenBank genome assembly
AUGUCGUCGUCUAACCCAGGAUCUUCAACGACCGAGUCAGCCCACAAUCAAUCAUCAUCCAAGGGCUUCUCUAGUUCAGCAAAUCUUUUGGUUGUGCAGUUGUCACAAGUAAUUAAAGAAAAAGAGCAGAUAGUUGCGAAUGUUGCUAUAGAUUUCCCAUCCAACAAAUCGGCGAUAUCAAAAACUGGAGCCGACGUGUUGCGUGAUCAGAUCACUGACGUUGUGAAGAAUUUCAUUGCGGAUCCUAAUAAUUUUAUUGAACCGAAAGAUAAAAAGGAUGUCUCUACACAAACAUUUCAUGUCCCGACACCAAUUACGGAAACUGCAGAAGCCGAUGAGAACCAAGAGAGAAUACAGUCGGCUACAGUUUCAAAUGAGUUGAACUUUGAGCCUCUCGUGGUGAAGUUUGAGAUCUUUGCACCAAACAAGCACGAAAAUAUUGAUUAUGUGAUGCCCAACCUCGAUGGGGUUUCAAUGGACGACAUCGACAUUAUGCGUGAGGCAAUGGCCAACGAACUCACUUCACUAAUCGCUUCUGCUCCUGAGGAUUCAAUGCCUUCAGCUACUGUUUCUUCGUUGAAUAGUACGAUGGAUGUUAAAACAUCAGACGUUCAAGGAGUCUCCGUGAAAAAUACCAAGGAAGAAAUCCAACACGUGAAUUCUUCCAAUCAUUCUUCUGAUUCGGACUCCCAAUCCACUUCGUUUGACCCGACUGUCCCAUCUACAUCUAGUGGGAUUACGGAAAACCGUCGAAUUCGUCGUAAGUCGGACUUAAUUGACGACAAAAUUGAAGGAAAUGAUGCCAAGAAAUACAAGAAGAACGAGGUGACUAAAAUCUAA